Molecule: messenger RNA, 3613 nt
Organism: Brienomyrus brachyistius
Lineage: Eukaryota; Metazoa; Chordata; Actinopteri; Osteoglossiformes; Mormyridae
Product: peroxisomal succinyl-coenzyme A thioesterase-like
Exons: 10
Coding region: 2058-3371 (437 amino acids)
Biological process (GO): acyl-CoA metabolic process; fatty acid metabolic process
Molecular function (GO): fatty acyl-CoA hydrolase activity
Source: RefSeq, a predicted model, not a curated record
UUCUGGCUGAUUGUGGGCCUAGGAGCUUUUCCAGAGCCUGCUGAGAGUGUCAGGGUCAGCACCCGUCUGUCCCAGCCUUUCAUGUCUCCUCUCUGUUUGGCCAGCAGAUGUCACUGGCCAUCCUGUCCUCCUUGUUGUCCAAGUCUUUAGUGUGCUUCCCCUGCUCCCCAGGUUGGUGCAUGGCUCAAUUAGCUGAGUGUUUGGUUACCUGUAAACCCUUCUAUUAUGUGUUCAAAUUCUGCCUCCUCUGUUUUUGUAUUUUGUAGACUUUGUUCCCUAGUGUUUCUUUUGUAUCAGUUUUUCUAGUUCCUGUGUCUUGUGACUUAUAUUCUCUUUUGGUUUUUUGCUUCGUGCCUUGGUUUUGUUUUACCUGCCUUUGUUAUUUUCCCAAUGUUACAUUCUGUUUUCUUCUUUCUUUUUGAGUUUCUUAGUUUCCCUGUUGAUCUCAUAGUUCCUGGAUUUAAUUAUUAGUUUCACCUGUUGCUUGUUUUCUUGCACCCGACUUUGUGUGGUCUACCUGAUUGCUCGGUGUCUCUGGUUAAUUUGUUUCAUAUCCCACUCCUCCUGCGUUGUUACCCAGUUUUGUUUGUGUAUUUAUUUUCCUGCUUUAGUUCGGGUCCUUUGUAAGUCAUUGUGUGUUUCAGAAUGUUAGAAGUUACCCAGUGUUGAUUAAUAUUUAUAUUUUGUUCCCUGCUCCUUGGGUUCCCUUGUUCCUGGACCUUGUUCUCUUGACAUUUCUUCUAGUUAGUCCUUGUUUUUAGUUUUGAUGCCUUAUGGUCUGUUUGUUCUGUAUUGUUCCCAGUGUUUUCUCAUUCUGUUAAUAAACCCCCGUGUUCCGGUGGAGCCGCCAGUAGAUCAUCCACUUUGUUCCUGCCUGCAUCAUGCCUUGCACUCAUGAAAGAAACUUUCGAGUUUGUGACUGAAAGUCACCAUUGUGUAUGAAACAGCAGUGACCCUGUGCACCUUUACUACCAUGCUAUACUGACAAUGCUGUCAUUUUUCACUCAUUCCCAUCCACAUGGUUUCCAUUUGCAGCUGAACUUCUCCAGGUGAUGCUGUUUCUCUCCGCAGGCUGGACACACAACACGAAUGGCAGACAACAGGGAGGGGGGUAUUCCACCAAAGCAGUCUUUUUCCAUUAGUUAGAUUCCUUAAGCUAAAGAUAAGGAUUCUCAAAAAAGGAAUGUUGCUUACCUCUCUUUCUUUUGGACAUUUUUCACGUUUGGCUUAAGUUCUUCAGCUAUCCGGGAAAUUCUGCUUUGUGCAAUGCCCCCAAACCUCUUUGGUUGUGCCUUAUCCAUUCAGAAAAAGUUUUCUCUUUUCGCUCCUUCUGAGUUGCUUGUUGUAAAAGCGAUUUUUCUUUGACGUGGACAUGGAUGCACACAGCAGACUGACAGCUUGUGCAGUUGUUAGGUAAGAAGGUAAGGUAUGUAUUUCUGCUACCGAUAAAAUAACAUUAGACUUCGGCAAUCGUCACUAUACUACGGGGUAGCAUGUGGUGCGGUGGGCUAAGUCUGUGUGCCUGUGAUCAGCAGGUCUCCGUUCAAACAUGGCCUCAAAAUGACUAUGCGUCCUUAACCCCCAGCUCCCUGGGCGCCAUUGUGGAUAACAGCCCUUUGCGGACAGCUUUCUCUACAAAGAGCAAGUUGAGGGAGGCGUAAAGACAAUUUCCCCACGGUGAUCAAUAAAGUAUCAAUUAUUAUUUUUUCCCGCUUUAACCAUUUAUGGUCAGAGAAUUGGCUAUAUAAACAUAACCAGGAACAAAAAAGGAUGGGUUUUAUGCGAAACUAUGAAAUUCUAAAUAAGAAAAAGCCGAGACAAUUCAUGUCACGAGAAGGAAUGUUAAUUUUCUGGGACAGUCCAUUGAAGAAGAGAAUAAUCUAUGGAAAACGUCAGUUAAGGUUAAUAUUUACCCCUUGAAAUUCAUGCAUAUCUUUCUGGACUUGACCUGCUUCUUCUUCACUCCUACUCUGUGGACACUCAGCUAGCUCACCACGGUAAAUAUCCCCACAGACUCCUUAUGAUGGCUAAAUCAUGUCUAUUCUGGAGCUUUCCUCAUGCAUGCCCCCUUGACACAGGUGACAGGGACCAUGUCCAGUCGACAGCCAUCCCCAAUGCUGUCCGUGCAGCCCUGCAGGGGUCUAUGGGACGAGAAGCUCUCCAUCACUGUGCAGAAAUUACCUCCAGGACAGGAGGUGACCCUGCACAGCCUGCUCCACUCCGAGGACGGGGACCUCUGGGAGGCUUUUGGCCACUAUGUCAGCGAUGCCACCGGAGCAGUCCGAGUUGCAGAGGAUGCCAGCAUGGGAGGAUCAUACACAGGUGUGGAGCCUAUGGGCUUAUUGUGGGGUCUGAGCCCAGCAGCAGGGAGCAGACCUGGUCUCAGGCUCAGGAAGAAGGACGUCUGCACCCCGAGUGUGAUCCACAUUUCUGUGUACGGAGGUCACGUCGUCCAGGGUUUCAAAGAGAGGAAAGCCCUGGCCUCGGUCAAUGCCGAGCGCUGGUACCUGGCUCCUGGUGUCCAAAGGGUCGAGGUCAAUGAGCAUGGACUCACUGGGACCCUGUUUUUACCAGCUGGUUUGGGACCCUUCCCUGCCAUCCUGGACCUGUGGGGAGGGGGAGGUGGUUUGGUGGAAUACCGCUCGGCCCUUUUGGCGGCUCAUGGAUAUGCCGCGCUGGCACUGCAGUACCUAUCACAGAAGGAGAUGCCAAGCGUGGACAAUGAAUACUUUGAGACUGCGUUCACCUUCCUGCAGAACCACCCCCGGGUGUGUGGGGACAGGGUGGCACUGUUUGGGCUUUCCUUUGGCACCUCCGUGUCCCUGAGGCUGGCUGCCUACUCCACGGUGAUCCAGCCCAGGUGCCUGGUCUGUGUCAGCGGCAGCCAUGUCCAGCCCGUCGGGUGGUCCCUGGCUGAGAUCUAUAUACAGUUUGGAAAAAAUGUCCACAAGACCCGGUAUGACGACCAGCAGCGAGUGAUUUGGCGUGACCUCCCGCUACCCAUUCCAACAGACGCCAGCCAGAAAGUCGACGUCGGGCGGAUUCGGUGUCCUGUACUGCUCAUUGUGGGAGAAGAUGAUCAGAACUUGCCAGCAUCCGAAUCUGCAGAGGAUAUGGAGAGAAUGAUGGAGGAGGCCGGGAAGAGCCAUCUGCUCACCAAGCUCUCCUACCCGGGGGCGGGGCACCUAAUCGAGCCACCCUAUGGCCCCCACAUACGAGCGAGCACCUUCAUCAGUUUGGGAACCAAAGCCCUGUUGCUGUGGGGUGGGCAGGCACAACCCCACUCUCAUGCCCAGGAAGACUCCUGGCAGAAGAUCCUGGCCUUCCUGGAGAGGCACCUGUAUGGCGUACAGAUGAUGGCAGGUCUCUAAGGGCCGCAAGGUAUUGGAGGGAGAAGAUGGAGCAGGAGAUGGCAGUUAAUCUCCAGUUCAGCCUUGGCUGCACUAUGGAAUCAUUGCUAAGUAAUAACUGAGUGUAAUAAAGGUUCAUAUGAUGAUUAUAAAGACAGCAGUCAAAUUUCAUUAUUCAAAUACCCCACAGUCACUGAUUGUCAAUCAGAACAAUGUAAGAGAGCAAUAAUUCAAAUUCCAUUAAAGUCUGAAUUAUUGACUGA